CUCUCCUGUCUUACAAAAAAAAAAAAACAGGCUUCUUUUCUUUCUUUCUUUCUUUUUUUUUUUUUUUAAACACAGUCGAGACACCGCGUCGUGCCUGUGGAAGGGAUUAAAAAACAUUUCUCCUUUAUUUUUUUAAAGAAAAGAAGCCGUUUUCCGUCGCUCGCGCACGUUUUUUUUGGGUUUAAAAAGUCUGUCUCGCGACGUGACCGUUGAAACUUUUUUUUUUCUUUGCAGCUCAGCUAAACUACAGGUUACUUGUGGAGCCGAGCGAAUCGACACAGAGUCGCGAGGCGGGAAAAAUAAGGCACAGAAAGUCGACUUGUUGCAGUCGGAAGUCGAGUUUGGAUCGUAGGAAGCGAAUUUCAGCCGCUUUGGGAGUUUUGUGGAGUCGCUGUUGUGUUUUUUUGAGGCGCUUUUGUUCUCACAACAAGAACGAGGCUUCACUCGGUCACCCAACCGACUCAUUCACUCGACUCCUCCAUCACAGCCGACAAGUUUUACUCGAGUCUUGCAACACUUUUUUUUUUAUUUUUUAUUUUUUUUAGUGUUACUAAGGUGCUGGAUUUCACAACGUAGUCAUGGACAAGCUGGAUUUCGCUCCUGAGGAUUACUACUGAAAUAGUGGUGUUUUUCUUUUCUAUUUUUUUCUUUUUUUAUGAUUAUUUUUUUCAUGUUUUUUAAACCCCUUUUUUAUUUUCAAUGCUCCACCAGAACUUGAGCUGAGACUUUGUUGUUUUUAACACAGAAAGCUAUCGCGCCUGAAACCGCGCGGUUGUUUUUGUUUGGUUUAGUUUUUCUUGGAUUUUGUGUGGCGCGCGCGCGCACGUACGUUACCACAGCCGACAUGCCUCAGCUGAACGGAGGUGGAGGAGACGAACUCGGGGCGAACGACGAAAUGAUCUCGUUUAAAGACGAAGGCGAGCAGGAGGACAAGACGGCCGAGAGCGUGUCCGCAGACAGGGACCUGGACGACGUCAAGUCGUCGUUGGUGAACGAGUCGGAGAACAACAGCAGCUCGUCGGAUUCCGAGCCGACCGAGAGACGCCCACAAGCUCGCUCCGAAGCCGAAAGUUAUGAGAGAGCCCGAGAGUGUUUUACUGAAGCGCUGAGGAGGCAACAAGAUGGAGGAGGGUUGUUUAAGAGCCCUCACUACCCAGGUUACCCGUUCAUCAUGCUCCCUGAUCUGACCAGCCCUUAUUUACCCAACGGGGCUCUGUCUCCUACAGCCAGGACUUAUCUGCAGAUGAAAUGGCCGCUGUUGGACGUGCCAAGCUCAGCAGCGCUGAAGGACUCCAGAUCACCUACACCGGGACAUUUGUCUAAUAAGGUUCCUGUGGUGCAGCAUGCACACAUGCACCCACUGACCCCCCUCAUAACAUACAGUAAUGAUCACUUUCCCCCAGCGACACCACCUUCACACCUCUCCCCAGAGAUCCUGGACCCUAAGACAGGUAUUCCACGGACCCCCCACCCCUCUGAGCUGUCUCCAUAUUACCCCCUCUCUCCAGGGGCUGUGGGGCAGAUCCCACACCCUCUAGGCUGGCUCGUCCCACAACAAGCACAGCCCAUGUACUCCAUUCCUGCUGGAGGUUUCCGCCACCCGUACCCAGCACUCGCUAUGAAUGCCUCCAUGUCCAGUCUGGUGUCAAAUCGUUUUCCUCCUCACGUUGUGCCUCAUCAUCCUCAUAGCCUUCAUCAGACAGGAAUCCCUCACCCUGCUAUAGUCUCUCCUGCCAUCAAACAGGAACCCAAUGGAGAGCUGAGCCCUGCUUCACACACGAAGUCUCCAGGGCCGGCUAAGAAGGAGGAAGAGAAGAAGCCGCACAUUAAGAAGCCCCUGAACGCCUUCAUGCUGUAUAUGAAGGAGAUGAGGGCUAAAGUGGUGGCCGAGUGCACGCUGAAAGAGAGCGCCGCUAUCAAUCAGAUACUAGGCAGGAGGUGGCACUCUCUGUCUCGGGAAGAACAAGCCAAAUACUACGAGCUGGCUAGGAAAGAGCGACAGCUUCACUCUCAGCUCUACCCCGGCUGGUCCGCACGAGAUAACUACGGCAAGCGGAAGAAGAGGAAGAGAGACAACAAGGCCCCCUCAGCAGCAGAAGAUUACUCAGCGCGGAAUAAGAAGCCUUGUGUGCAGUACCUCCCUCAGGAGAAGAUGAUUGACAGCCCAGCGUCCUCUCACGGCAGCAUGCUGGACUCCCCGGCCACGCCCUCCGCCGCCCUGGCGUCGCCCGCCGCGCCCGCCCCUACUCACUCUGAGCAGGCCCAGCCGCUGUCUCUCACCACCAAACCAGACCGCCACCACCCUCACUUCUCUCUGAUCUCCAAGCCUUCCUCAUCCUCCUCAUCCUCGUCCUCCUCUUCUGCUUCCACUUCCUCCUCUCACCCCAGCAUCUCUCUCGCCAUCAGCUCCUCAGGCAGCCAUUCGACCCCGACUCUCCUCUCUCGACCAAUCCCCUUCACCUCCCUGCACCACUCCCUCUUGUCCCCGCCUUCGCCGUUCCACCAGGCCGCCCUGCACUCCCAUCAUGCCCUGUUCCAGACACAGCCGCUCUCCUUGGUAACCAAAUCAGCUGACUGAGCCUGCGGAAACAUCGCUCUCUCUCGCGCUCUCUCUCUCUCUCUCUCUCUCUUUCUGCUUUACACAUGCUGUACAUUGCUUUUUUUGUUGUUUAUUUUAUUUUUAUUUUUUUUAAACCUUUCCUCCCCAACAUAGACGUCAGGUUAAUUUUUUUGAUAAGCGAAAAGUAAAUGAAAUAUUAUUGGUCAAUAUUUGAUCACCUGCUUUUCUGUGUCUCUCUCUAUGAAAGUGUAUUUUUUUGUAAAGUCUACUUUGGAACUGGUUUCUUAUUUGAUACAGUUAUUCAAGAAAAUCUCAUUGUAUAAAGUUAUUACUUGUAUUAAAAACUUCUUUAAUAAGACAAGAAGGAACAAAAAAAAAUUCUUAAAAGCUUACAUGUAAUUAACGGUAGUUUUGAAGUUUAAUUCAUAGUACAGGCCGGUUAUUAGUGCGGCCUUUGAGACUACCCCAGUUUUGAAGUGUGUGAACUUGAUAAAUAAAACUUGUAAAUUGUUUCUAGAA
Molecule: messenger RNA, 3079 nt
Organism: Tachysurus vachellii
Lineage: Eukaryota; Metazoa; Chordata; Actinopteri; Siluriformes; Bagridae
Gene: tcf7l1b
Product: transcription factor 7 like 1b
Exons: 12
Coding region: 845-2578 (577 amino acids)
Biological process (GO): canonical Wnt signaling pathway; regulation of transcription by RNA polymerase II; generation of neurons
Cellular component (GO): beta-catenin-TCF complex
Molecular function (GO): RNA polymerase II cis-regulatory region sequence-specific DNA binding; DNA-binding transcription factor activity, RNA polymerase II-specific
Source: RefSeq, a predicted model, not a curated record